AUGGAUUACUCGAACCGGCCGAUCCCUCACGUGGAUGAGGAAGUAUUAAAAUCUCCAGAACAACGGCGCUGGAACAAUUAUUUGCUCGAGAACAGUCCCGAGUAUCGGGAACUGUCUGAGCUUAGACGUCAGGGGUGGAAGAACCGCGAAGGCGAUGACUACUUCGUCGGACGGCGGCGGCAGGCCGACAAUCCGACCGCCGAGGGGAAGACCCUCUUCUUCGAGAUGAUGCGGCAGAUCGGGUCGGAGAUGGACGGCAUGAGCCGCAUCUUCACCUUCGCGUCGCCGCCGCGCGUGCUGGACCUGUGCUUCGCGCCGGGCGGCUUCGUCUCCGCGAUCCUGGAGCGGAACCCGGGCGCCGUCGUCCGCGGCACCACCCUGCCGCCGGCCCAGGGCGGCCACGACAUCCUGCUGCCGGGGUGGGAGACGGACCCGCGCGUGCGCGUGACGCUGUGCGAUCUGACGAUGCUGGCCGGCGAGAUGGGCAUCGAGCCGGCGAUGGUGCCGGAGGAGCACCCGGACCGGGCCAACUUCGACUUCUCGAAGGGGCUCCUGGUGGAGGGCGGGAGCCCGGACGGCGGCGCCGGCGGCGGCCCGCGGAGCUGGGCGGGGCGGGCGCGCGGGUGGCGGGAGGACGCGUUCGACCUGGUGAUUUGCGACGGCAACGUGCUGCGGACGCAGCAGCGGGCGGCGUACCGGGAGGGGCGGGAGGCGGAGCGGCUGACGCUGACGCAGCUGGUGCUGGGGGUGCGGCGGCUGCGGCGGGACGGGGCGGGGCGGCUGGUGAUCCUGCUGCACAAGGCGGACGCACCGGCGACGGCGGCGCUGCUGCGCACGCUGAGCGGGUUCGCGCGCGUGCGCCUGUUCAAGCCGCGGCGCAAGCACGGCAUCCGCUCGUCCUUCUACGCGCUGGCCACGGGCGUGCGCGCCGGCAGCGACGAGGCCGCCCGCGCCGUCGCCGCCUGGCACCGCCGCUGGGUCCUCGCCACCCUCGGCUCCGACGCCGAGUGGGAGGCCAGCCGCGCCGCCGACCCCGACGUCGACGCCCUCAUCGCCGACUUCGGCCCCGAGCUCCUGCGCCUCGCGAAGCCCGUCUGGCGCAUUCAGGCCGAGGCGCUGAAGAAGGCCUCCUUCAUUCCUGGAAAGACGUGGUAG
Durotheca rogersii is the source of this 1155-nucleotide messenger RNA. RefSeq lists its product as uncharacterized. The coding region runs from base 1 to 1155 and encodes 384 amino acids. Gene Ontology annotation, molecular function: methyltransferase activity. The transcript has 2 exons. Lineage: Eukaryota; Fungi; Ascomycota; Sordariomycetes; Xylariales; Xylariaceae. The record is from RefSeq and is a predicted model, not a curated record. Gene Ontology annotation, biological process: methylation.